AGGAUUUUUGUUGCUAUAUCAUAUCAUCAACGAACCUUCAUUUGUCUGUUUCUACCUGAAAAUCGAUAGUAUUAUUGCUAAUAUGUAAAUAAUAACAUAAAAUUAGAAAGAGGGUUUACGGCAACCCGAAGAAAUCGGAGGAAAGAAGGUGAAAGUAGACUCCGAUCAAAUCCUUUCCAGAUCAUCAGUCGGGCGUUUUUUUUUCAAUCCAGGAGGAAAUAGUGUGAACAAAGUACAAACGAAGAUUGACCGCAGAUCUUUGCGACUGAACUUUGGUGAUCCACAAGCUACAUUAAGUUCUUCGUAGAUGUGGCCUUUACAUAUCCUCUUUGACAAACUACUGAAUGGAGGAUCUAACGUUCCUGAAGAGAUUGAUGAUAUGAGUUUGGUUGAAUCAUACAAUUUCAAAUCAUUAUUGAAAAAUGAACAAGGCAAGAAAGAAGUUUUGGGCCGGUCACACUUCAUUGAUGUCCCGCAUAUAAAACAAGAACGCACGUGGGACUGUGGCCUUGCUUGCGUUUUGAUGGUUUUGAGAACCCUUUCCAUCAAGUAUUAUGAUAUCAAAGAUCUGGAGGAGUUUUGCUGCACAACUAGUAUUUGGACCGUGGAUCUGGCAUAUUUACUGCAGAAACUUUCUAUUAGCUUCUCUUACAUCACUGUAACUUUAGGCGCUAAUCCUACUUUUUCGUUGGAGACAUUUUAUGAGAAGCAACUGGCUGAUGAUAUAGAAAGAGUAAAUAUGCUAUUUCGGGGAUCACAGGAAGCCGGAAUAAAUAUAGAGUGCAGAUCGAUCAAGGGAGAUGAAAUUGCCUUUCUGAUCCUGUCAGGAAAGUAUAUUGUGAUCGCUUUAGUUGACCAGUAUAUUUUGAGUCGGCCAUGGACAGAGAAUGUUUAUGCAUCAGAUUUCUAUAGUGAUUCCUCAGGUUAUACUGGUCACUAUAUUGUGAUCUGUGGCUAUGAUGCUCAUACAGACGAAUUCGAGAUCCGAGAUCCAGCCAGCUCUAGGAGUCAAGAGACAAUCUCGUCAAGAUGCUUGGAAAAGGCUCGCAAAUCCUUUGGCACAGAUGAAGAUAUCCUCUUGAUACAUCUGUAGAGAUCGCAGACAGACUCCAAUGAAUAGUGUUUCAGCAAUCAUCAGCCCAAUGGAUUCUUUGUGCACGAUUACAGACACUUUAAUUCUUGUUUUAUACAUCCGUGUCGUGUUUGACAAGAACUUGACGAUGUUGUUAAUCAUUGUGUGUUGUAGAGUAAGUACAACGUUAGUUCAUGAUCGUCUUAGAAGGUUGAUUCAUGGUUAAACAGGUAUUUGAAAGCAUAAUAAUGGAUAUAAUCAAAGGUUAUAUCCUGGUUUGAGCA
Molecule: messenger RNA, 1356 nt
Organism: Cynara cardunculus var. scolymus (artichoke)
Lineage: Eukaryota; Viridiplantae; Streptophyta; Magnoliopsida; Asterales; Asteraceae
Product: protein GUCD1-like
Exons: 10
Coding region: 308-1093 (261 amino acids)
Source: RefSeq, a predicted model, not a curated record